This is a messenger RNA of Phodopus roborovskii (desert hamster), 918 nucleotides long. Its product is annotated as olfactory receptor 1044. Gene Ontology annotation, molecular function: G protein-coupled receptor activity; olfactory receptor activity; odorant binding. Bases 1 to 918 code for a protein of 305 amino acids. Gene Ontology annotation, biological process: sensory perception of smell; G protein-coupled receptor signaling pathway. Gene Ontology annotation, cellular component: membrane. The transcript is spliced from 2 exons. The record is from RefSeq and is a predicted model, not a curated record. NCBI's taxonomy places the organism in Eukaryota, Metazoa, Chordata, Mammalia, Rodentia, Cricetidae.
AUGGCUUAUAUAAACUGCACCCAGGUGACAGAGUUCAUUCUUGUGGGCCUCACAGAUCGCCAGGAAUUGAAGAUGCCCCUCUUUGUGGUAUUCCUAUCUAUCUAUCUUUUCACAACAGUUGGCAACCUAGGUUUGAUUCUGGUCAUUAGAACUGAUGCAAGACUCAACACACCCAUGUACUUCUUCCUUAGCAACUUAGCUUUUGUUGAUUUCUGCUACUCUUCUGUCAUUACACCCAAGAUGCUUGGGAAUUUCUUAUACCAAAAAAAUGUGAUAUCUUUCAAUGCAUGUGCUGCUCAGUUAGGAUGUUUCCUAGCUUUCAUGACAGCUGAGUGUUUGUUACUAGCAUCAAUGGCCUAUGACAGGUAUGUGGCAAUUUGUAACCCUCUACUCUAUAUGGUCCUAAUGUCCCCAGGAAUUUGCCUUCAGCUUGUAGCUACCCCCUAUUGCUACAGCUUCCUGGUGGCACUUUUUCAUGCCAUUCUUACCUUCCGCCUCUGUUAUUGUCAUUCUAAUAUCAUCAAUCACUUCUAUUGUGAUGACAUGCCCCUCCUCAGGCUAACUUGCUCAGACACUCACUACAAACAGCUGUGGAUCUUUGCCUGUGCUGGUAUUAUGUUCAUAUCCUCUCUUCUCAUUGUUUUUGUUUCCUAUACAUUCAUUAUUUCUUCCAUCCUGAGGAUGCGCUCAGCUGAGGGAAGACGCAAAGCUUUUUCCACAUGUGGCUCCCACAUGCUAGCAGUGACAAUUUUCUAUGGGACCCUAAUAUUUAUGUACUUGCAACCCAGUUCUAACCACUCUCUAGACACAGAUAAAAUGGCUUCUGUCUUCUAUACAGUGAUCAUCCCCAUGUUGAACCCCUUGAUCUACAGCCUAAGGAACAAGGAAGUGAAGGAUGCUCUGAAGAAAUUUAUAUAA